ACGAAAUAGUAAUAAAUGUACAAGCUGGAUACAUUCUACUACUGUUAAAUAAUUAAUUUGUAGGGUUAGUUUUAUUAACUAUUUAUUAUGACUUUGGAGAACUCUAAAACCACAAGCAAAACUAGUUCCCUAAAAGCACUUUUGCUUCGGGCUUGGAAAGAUCGUUGGACUGAUCUACAAUGGGGCAUAAAUAUAAAAACAAUCCUUCCUCGAGGUGUAAGUGGAGACGUUUACAAUUUGGCUGAUUGUAUGUUGCAACAUGCUGUUAUCGGGGCAGGUGCUAACCAAUUGGUACUAUCAUACUUGCACCAUACUUUAAGUUGUCAAAUGGUGUCAUACGCUGCUGUUUUAAUAAAGAUAUCAAAGUUUGAUGAGUUUGAAAAGCCUCAUUGCUUGAUUAGUUUGUUAGAGUUCUUAGAAACUAUACAACCGGGGAUAACAUGUAGAAAUAAAGCUGAAGAGGAUUUGUUGGCUUCAGCUAUUUUAUCUAUUGUACACUGGUUGUUACAAAUAUAUCACUAUACGUUGUGUUCAUUUGUGAUACCAACGUCCCAAGAUAGUACACAAACCAAAAUUGAGUUCCCUGAACUUUUGGAUAAACCCACAAAAAUCCUAGAAGCUUUUGUAUCAUGCGACUUUAUAAUGGCUUUAAUGUACUUAGCAAAACACGAUGAUGAAGACUUGCAUUUAAAAAUCAUUAAAAAAUGCAAUGAAAUCAACUCAAUGAUCACUUUAGCUGAAUUAGAUCGAAGUAUACAAGACUCUUUGCAAAAACUUUGUAACUUGGAUGCUGUUAGUAAAUUAAUCGAACCUGAUGAACCUGUUACGUAUUGUAUACAAGCUUUGCUAACUGUAGACGUUGUUGUAAACCCUUGUGCCGACACACAAACUUAUGUAAAUCAAUUAUUAAUGAUACAAAGUUUCAAAGGUUACAGCAACCCACGUUUAUACUGCGAGUUAAUACGAGCUUGUUUGAUAUCACUUCAUGAUGUAAACGAUGCAGCUAGAGAAUCCAUGUGGGGUGCUUUUACUUUCCUAAAAGUCCCUGAGAUAAUAGAACGCCUAAACAAUCCGUACAAAGACAAAAAAGACUACUCCCAAGACGUGGUUAGUGCUUUUGAGUUACUCCUACAAUACACGUCUUUACUAGAUUUAAUGGACACAAAGUCUUCAUGCAAUAUUAUUGAAUAUGUCCUUGGUGGUAUGUUGAAGCAUAGAUUAGUAAACGAGAGUCAUGUGAAGACUUUUGCGGCUAUGAGAGCACCUAGGUCUGAGAUUUUAAUCAAAUUAGAUACUUCCAAGACUUUGUCGAUACCUACAAUGAUCACUAGGGCUGAACCAACACUUGCAGGGAUUUUGAAGACUUUGAGUGUCGGUUGUGAUACUUUGGCGGAUGCUCUUUUGUGCAUGCUUUGUCAGGU
Molecule: messenger RNA, 1421 nt
Organism: Ctenocephalides felis (cat flea)
Lineage: Eukaryota; Metazoa; Arthropoda; Insecta; Siphonaptera; Pulicidae
Product: mediator of RNA polymerase II transcription subunit 24-like
Cellular component (GO): mediator complex
Molecular function (GO): transcription coregulator activity
Source: RefSeq, a predicted model, not a curated record